GCUAGUGGAGAACUAAUAUAUCAAGGAAAUCUUGAUGGAUAUGAUCACAAACCUGUUAUUGCUUUUGCUACUGCUGAAAAACCACGUAAAUUAAAAAAAAGAAAUGGCCAAGAAUAUGAGGUUUUUCAUGGCAAUCAUGAAAAGACAUCACGGCAAAUGGAACAUGCAAUAUUAUUACGAAUUAUUGAAAAAAUUGUUCCAGUAUUAGAAGCAGCUGAAGUACUUUUAGAUAUUGGAGUAGAUGGUGAUCUAAAUUCAAAUAAGACUUUAAAUAAUAUUCCAUGUGUGAGCAAAGUAUAUGCGGAUUUAAAACAUAUUGGCAAAAAUAUUAGAGCAAAGAUUGCAAAAAGUUCUAUGUGGAAAGAAUAUGAAAAUACAAUAAUGACCUAUUACAAUUCAUGUGUCUAUGCAGCAAGUGGACGAAAACUUGAUGAAAAUAAAAUUACUGUAUCCGAUGCUGAAUUAGAAAAAGUACAAAUUGAUGGUCUUGUUGCUCACCUUUCAGAUGAUCAUAGUCUUUGUUGGGAUGAAGUAUGUUGGAGAAAAGAAAAUCCUAAUAUUCAAUUAAAAGCACCACAUUUAAAAGAAAAUACAUCUAAUCAAAGAGAGAAGUUUCGUCAAUUUCUCAAAGAAUGCUUUUAUAUACCAACAAAACAGAGCUUAAUUACUCACAUUAGAACAUCAUAUAAUGAAGCAUUCAACCGAGUUAAAUUAUGCUUUCAAGAUAAAAAAAUUGAUUAUUGGAAAACCUAUAGUACUCGACAUGCUCUAGCUGUUCUUCAAUAUAACAAUGGUCUGUUAAAUAUGCUGAAAAUUGCCCGAUCAGCAUGUAAUAUUCCAUAUUUUUCUGAAACUGAUGAGAAAAAUAUUAGUAAAAUAGCCGAAGAACGAAAAAAACAAAACCAAAGAAAUUCUAAUGAUAUUGCUAAACGAAAUGAAGAACGAGGCAAAAAAAUCCAAGAACAAAAAACUAACUUGGAAACAUUUGAUUGGGAUAAGGAUUUUGUACCUUAUGGACGUAAUGUUCAAGAAAAAAUCAAAGCUAAAGAAUUUGAACCUACAUUUGCCAAACAUAUACUUGAUUUUGAAAAAAUUCAGAAAUGUUUGGCUUGA
Messenger RNA from Rhizophagus irregularis DAOM 181602=DAOM 197198, 1113 nucleotides. The record is from RefSeq and is a predicted model, not a curated record. Lineage: Eukaryota; Fungi; Glomeromycota; Glomeromycetes; Glomerales; Glomeraceae.